This is a messenger RNA of Verticillium alfalfae VaMs.102, 504 nucleotides long. RefSeq lists its product with no specific name. The transcript is spliced from 2 exons. The coding region runs from base 1 to 504 and encodes 167 amino acids. NCBI's taxonomy places the organism in Eukaryota, Fungi, Ascomycota, Sordariomycetes, Glomerellales, Plectosphaerellaceae. The record is from RefSeq and is a predicted model, not a curated record.
AUGUCCGAGGACAGCUCACCACCUCCGAAACACCACGUACCAGACUUUCCAGGGUGUCGUGAUCCCCAAUGCCGCGACGGGCAUCCCGACCAACAACCAACCACACGCGGCAAUGGCGUGCCCUCCUUUUACGCGCCCUUGGCCCCUGAAGCAAUAGGCGUCCGAGGCGCCGGCAGCGCACGGCCAACCGGUGGGGUUCGGCCGGUUGCUGCAACGCGUUCUGCAUGGGAACCGACAGGGCCAGGGCUCGCCGCGCCUUCGUCCAGGGGUUGUCCUUGGGCUCUCACGGCUCUUACAGUCACUGAUGGUGCAGCACCCCCGGGCGUCCGUGACACCAGCCACGAUCUUGCCUGCGUCGCGCAGCCUGGGGCCAGAUGGAGCCGAUCCGAGCCCGUCGUCUUGACCCCUCGUGCCAGGCUCCUGUCCAUCCCGCGAUGGUGGAGUGGCGCCCAUCUUGCCCAACAUUCGAUGGUGAGCACAUCUUCCAUCUGUAUCUGGCGAUGA